Molecule: messenger RNA, 1092 nt
Organism: Penicillium robsamsonii
Lineage: Eukaryota; Fungi; Ascomycota; Eurotiomycetes; Eurotiales; Aspergillaceae
Exons: 4
Coding region: 1-1092 (363 amino acids)
Source: RefSeq, a predicted model, not a curated record
AUGGACUUCGCCGACAUCACCUACUCAAUUCCCCGUGCGAACAUCUUCAGCGGCCUCGAGCCCUGUCUUGCUAUCAUCCUCGCUUCGGUCCCUAUGAUGCGCCCCCUCCUGGGGCGUUCCACAUACACACCCGAGUUAACAGCUCGCCCAUCCCAUAAAUCUUCGUCCCCGUCUAGAAGGUCCAGGUCUACUGGCGAUAGCGAGUUUCAGCCGCUGCAGGAUGACUCGAGUGAGCUGUGUUUGCGGCCGAUUGGGCCAAAGCAUGAAGUCGGCGUCGCAGUUGAAAGGUUCACAGAUACGAGAAAGACUAUCCCAUGGGUCACAGAUGCACCGGAUUACUUCCAGGGUUAUGGAGGCAAGGCCAUUGGCGCCAAAGAUGCAACAACAACCUAUGGAAUCAACUGUCUAUCGGACAAACCAGCUUGCCACAGAUUUAGUCUAGAUCUGACCGUUAUCUAUGGACCCAAUACAUAUGAUAUGGUUGCCAACGGCUACAAGUUCGAUUUUACCUCAGGUUGCACGCUGAUGGGAUCUCCAACCCCCACAGGUGCCUCCUGCACACAAACACAGUCCUCGCAUGGUAAUAAUGCUAUCAACUCGGCUACAGUGCUCGUUCCAACCACGGGAGCUGACUCCACUCUCGGGAUUUUCCCGGCAACGUUGAUCGUGACAGAUACUGGAGAUUUCCCCGCGCCUACUAGCAUGACUGAAACCAAAGCUUCUUCUAAUUCCGAUGUUUCAACUAGUGACGCAAUCUUUACUGUGUCUGCGACCGCGACAACUGAUGUCAGCUCUGUCUCUUCCGCUGAUGGCAGUGUGACUGCAAUUGGGUUCCUGAAUGCGACAGCCAUGACACCUGGUGGUCCAACUUAUUUCGGUAAUGGAACUUCGCCGGCUGGCAAGAAUAUAUCGACGGUGACGGUGACUGCUCUUGCUACUGCUGUUCCGUGUCACUGUGAAUGUGACUGCCGACAAAAUCAGACCGCUCGGGCCACUGUCACUGUCCCAUUGGCGAUGAAAAACCACGCUGUCAAGACGGCUGCGCCCGUCGCAUUGUGUGGAUUUGUGGCUGGCGCUAUGUUCUGGAUUUGA